This is a messenger RNA of Gracilinanus agilis (Agile Gracile Mouse Opossum), 3277 nucleotides long. RefSeq names its product glucagon receptor (gene GCGR). Gene Ontology annotation, biological process: adenylate cyclase-activating G protein-coupled receptor signaling pathway; cell surface receptor signaling pathway. The transcript is spliced from 13 exons. The record is from RefSeq and is a predicted model, not a curated record. Gene Ontology annotation, molecular function: peptide hormone binding; glucagon receptor activity. Gene Ontology annotation, cellular component: plasma membrane. NCBI's taxonomy places the organism in Eukaryota, Metazoa, Chordata, Mammalia, Didelphimorphia, Didelphidae. The coding region runs from base 21 to 1541 and encodes 506 amino acids.
GGGGACAGCUGUCCAGAGGCAUGCGUCUCACUCAUCCGUGUUAUUCUCAUGUCUUGCUGCUGCUGCUAUGGAUCUCCUGUCAGCUGCAGGCUCCUCUUGCCCAGGUGAUGGAUUUCCUUUAUGAAAAAUGGAAGAGCUACAGCGAUGAGUGUCGUCACAACCUGAGCCUAAUACCCCCUCCCACGGAGCUGGUCUGCAACAGAACCUUUGACAAAUAUUCCUGCUGGCCAGACACACUCCCCAACACCACAGCCAACAUCUCCUGUCCUUGGUACCUGCCUUGGCAUCAUAAAGUGCAGCACCGAUUCGUUUUCAAGAAAUGUGGACCUGAUGGGCAAUGGGUCAAAGGUCCCCAAGGUCAGGCCUUGCGCAAUGCCUCGCAGUGUGAGAUGGACAUCAAUGAGAUCUGGUCACAGAACAAGUCUGCUCAGAUGUACAGCAGUUUCCAGAUGAUAUACACUGUGGGCUACUCAGUGUCCCUAGGGGCCCUGCUCCUUGCCCUUCUCAUUCUGCUGGGCUUCAGCAAGCUGCACUGUACCCGUAACUACAUCCACAUGAACCUGUUUGUCUCCUUCAUUCUCAAGGCCAGCUCUGUGCUGGUCAUUGAUGCCCUGCUCAAAACCCGAUACAGCCAGAAGAUUGGAGAUGAUCUCAGUAUGAGCAUCUGGCUCAGCGAUGAGGCAGUGGCGGGGUGCCGAGUGGCCACGGUGUUCAUGCAGUACGGCAUUGUGGCCAAUUACUGUUGGCUGCUGGUGGAAGGUGUAUACCUACACAACCUGCUGGUGCUGGCUGUCUUCUCGGAGAAGAGUUACUUCAAUUUCUACCUGGGCAUUGGCUGGGGGGCCCCUCUUCUCUUUGUCAUCCCCUGGGUCGUGGUGAAAUUUUUCUAUGAGAACAUCCAGUGCUGGACUAGCAAUGAUAACAUGGGUUUCUGGUGGAUCCUCCGAUUCCCUGUCUUCCUAGCUAUCCUGAUCAACUUCUUCAUCUUCAUCCGUAUCAUCCAGAUCCUGGUCUCCAAACUUCAGGCCCACCAGAUGGGAUACACUGACUAUAAGUUUCGGCUGGCCAAGUCGACGCUGACACUGAUCCCUCUUCUGGGCAUCCAUGAGGUGGUGUUUGCUUUCGUGACAGAUGAGCAUGCUCAGGGCACCCUGCGCUCCAUCAAGCUCUUCUUUGACCUCUUUCUCAGCUCAUUCCAGGGCAUGCUGGUGGCCAUUCUCUAUUGCUUUGUCAACAAGGAGGUUCAGGGGGAGCUGCUGAAAAGCUGGCACCGUUGGCAACUCGGGAGAGCCCUGGAAGAGGAGCAUCGCCACACAUGCAGCCACACGAGCACUGGUCGCCCUGGGUCCACCUGCCCCAGUGAAAAGCAUCAGCUGGUAAGCUGUAGCAGCACCAGCAGUGGGGCAGGAUGCAGUCGGGCAAAUGCUCUAAACCGAAACUCCUACCUUGAGAAGACUGAGGCCAGCCCUGGUGACCCAGGCACUGAGGGUGAAGGAACCCAUUGCUAUACCUUCCCUGGGGUGGCUGAGAGCAACUUCUGAGCCUUCUAUGUGAGGGAAGGGUUUCUGGACCCAGAAACUGAACCACAGAACCUGGAACCUGGAAGCUGAAGUGGCAGGUCAGGAGAAAGAAUACUGGCAUCCAAAACCUAGAAAAUCAAGGGAGCCCAGGUAGAGAGAGGGGACCUUACCCAAAAGACUUGGAGGCAGCAUGGUGCUAUGGGAAGACCACUCAGGUUCUGGCUGUCACUAACUAGUUGUAUGACUGUAGGCAAGUAUUUUCCCCACUCUGAAUUUUAUUUUCCACAUACAUAAACAGAGUUGGAUUAGGUGAUCUCUUCAGCUUCAGCAUUCCUAUAAAUUAAAAUGUCUAAGCCUGGCAAAGGGGGUGAGGUGUGAUGGGAGAAGGGAAGAAGAGUGGCACCCACUCCCCUGCCUGAGCACUAAACAAUGCCAGCUACACUUUCUGUAGCUUCCCUGCUCUAGGGAGCUGACUUGGAGAAAAUGGAGUUGGGCCCAUUAAGCAGUAUUAAGGAUGAUGUGAUCAGGGCAAUGAAGUCAUUCUUUUUUCUUCCUCACCCCACUUCUGACUUGUGCAGAUAUAUUUUCCAGUAUAAAUGCUCCUUCUUCAUUCUGGGAGGUAGUAUCAAAGGAUUUGUAACUCUCCAUAUAUAUUUUUUUUUUGAAAAAAAAAUGUAUUUUUUUGGCUAGCUCCAAGUGCCCAGUCAAAGAUGGUACUUCUGGCAAAACACCUCAGUGUUAUAUCUAUCUCGAUCUCUUUUCCUGGCAUGUUUUCCCCACUGUAGCUUCCUCUCAAUAAGAACCUCAAUAAGAACAUCUGCUAGAGCAGAUGAGUUGAUUAAUAUAUGAAGACCAUAUAGUAACAUGAUUAAGGUGAUUAACAUAUAAAGACAACAUAUUGUCUUUAUAAAGAUAAAAUAAAUAUUUUUUUUUAAAAAAGGUAAACCGACUUUUCUCAGGUGCCCAGUGAAAAAAGGCCCUAGGCUCCUUCCUGUGAGAGAGCUCAAGGGACAGUGGGAUUACUGCCAUGGUGUUGGUGUUGGUGAGAGGAGAGGACUGGGAAGUUAGAGAGUUCAGUCCUGGCAUAUGUCUUGCCCAAGCGGCUUCAUUCCCAGAGUUCUAGCCCCUUUCUUCAUGGUGGUCACCUCUGCCUGUACUUGCAUUCUCCCCAGCUCUGCAUGGCUUCAAACAACUUUCCUUUUUCCAGCUUCAUGAAUUUUCUACUAGUCCCUUCAGAAAACGGGGGUUUCUUCAAUACAAAAUUGUCCUCAAUGAACCAGACUUGAUGAACUGAUUUCUAAAGGUCACCCAGGGUUGUGGCCUCUAAUUCUUCAUACUAUCAUGUUGCUUCCUUUCUGAUUUGUUCAAAGGACCUCAUAAUUUGUACCUCAUAAAGGGAUUGCUUGGCGUGGCCAAAACUUUGCAACUAGUUCAAUACUGGCACUUUUUCUGUGAUUAAAUCUGUGAAAGACCAAUUCCCUUAUCUGCUUUUCUUCCUCCUUCCCUGAUGCCAUGUCAAACUCUGUCCCAGAUCCCAGGAACCGUCCAAUUGAUCUCUGCCCACUUUGGGCAGAGAAUAUGGACCAGUCAACUGGGGUGAAGUAGGUGGCAGAUAAACCCUGCAUCCAUACAAGAAGAAAUGCUGGAUUCCAAUAAGCAUUAGGGAUCAGAGCCAUGGUGAAGGAGGGAUGGGGGGGGGAGGAGGAGGGGGGCAGUCUCUAUGUUGUGUAUGAUGUCUGUGUGUGUUUAUAUGUAUG